This is a messenger RNA of Erigeron canadensis, 2371 nucleotides long. RefSeq lists its product as uncharacterized. Gene Ontology annotation, biological process: regulation of transcription by RNA polymerase II. The transcript is spliced from 3 exons. Gene Ontology annotation, cellular component: piccolo histone acetyltransferase complex. The record is from RefSeq and is a predicted model, not a curated record. NCBI's taxonomy places the organism in Eukaryota, Viridiplantae, Streptophyta, Magnoliopsida, Asterales, Asteraceae. Bases 179 to 2143 code for a protein of 654 amino acids.
UUUUUUUAUAGGUUAUAUUUAUGUAUGUAUAUAUGAUAGUUUUUGUAUUUAUUUUUAUUACUUAAUUUUAUGGGUUAUUUGAUAAAUUGAAAAUCUAUUAAAAAUAGUGAAGAGAGUUGGUGAAAAAACGUUGUUGAGAAGUGGCCGGAAAAGUGACCGGAAAAGUGAUCGGAGGGUGAUGCCGUCGGUGGAGAUGAGAAGGACGACAAGGGUUUUUGGUGCUAGGGUUUUAAGGUCAGGUAGAAGGUUGUUUCCUUGUGAAGAAAGUAAAGUGAUUAAGCAUAUGAGAAAGCCUAGUUUAGCUGUGGGUGAUGAUUGGAUCGAGCUGCUUCGUGGUGGUGGCGGCGACGGAAGAGGAUGGCGAAAGUCGAAUGGAGGGAAGAAAGGUGUUGAUGUUGUGUUGGAUGUUGUUGAUGGUGGAGUGGCAUUUAAGGAUUUUAAGUUAGAGGAAUCGAAGGAAUUCGAUUCGGUUGAGGGUGUUGGGGAGGAUUGUGGGGCGGAAAAUAGGCGGUGGGGAGUUGUGUAUACGAGGAAACGAAAGAGGAGUGAGCUAACGAAUUGUGAUGAUGUGGAUGCGAAAUUCGGGAAAAAGUUUUUUAGGCAGCAAUCUAGGAAGGUGGUUGGGAUGGAAGAGUUGCAACCAUCCAUUUUGGAACCGGAUGUUAAGGUUGAGCCUAGUGCGGUUCCAAGGCGUAGAGGUAGGAAAAAGAAAGUUGUAACAGAAGGUUUGGUACGGAAUGUGAUGACUGAGCCUAGUGUAGGUCCAAAAACUAGAGGUAGGAAAAAGAAGGAAAUGAGGGUUGUGGCUCCUAGACUGACUCGGUUAAGUUCUUCAAGUUUGCCUCCAAGAACUUGUGUUGCUAUGCACCGUGGUCUACAAAAGAGGCGGAGCUCUUUGAGGUCAAGAAAGCAUAUUGGUCCUUCAACUUUUGGACACUUGAAGUCGGGUGGGAGAGUUGUGCAGGAUGGUGUUCCGUUUUUUCCGAUUAAGUCAAACCUUGAUAUUAGUAGUUCACUUCGAAGAGCUAGUUUUCAAGAAUACAAAAAAUUAAGGCGAGAUACAGGCUCAGAGAGUUGCAAUGCAAGUAUCUUGGUAAUGGAAGCAGACAGGUGUUAUAGAGAAGUAGGAGCUGUUAUUACGAUGGAGAUGUCGCCUCCUAAUCAGUGGUUUCUUGUGGUUAAAAGAAACGGGGUUGAGAGGUAUCGUGUUGAAGCCCGAAAUGUAAUGAGACCCUAUGCUUCCAAUCGUGUAACUCAUGCCAUAAUUUGGACUGGAAGUGAUGAGAGUUGGAAGCUUGAGUUUCCAAAUAGGAAAGACUGGUCUGUUUUCAAGGAACUAUACAGAAGUUGUUCUGAACGAAGCGUGCAAGUGAAGUCAUCUGUAGAGAGUAUAAUACCCGUUCCUCGUGUGAAUGAAGUAGUGGGGUAUGCAGAGGAGAAGCAUGUACCAUUUAAGAUGCCCGAUUCAUAUAUCAGCUCAAGAGGCGAUGAAGUUUCCAGAGUGUUGGAGAAGAGUGAUCCGGUUUAUGACAUGGAUUCUGGUGAUGAUGAGUGGCUGAACAAACUCAACGAUGUGCAGAAUACACGGGUAGAUGAUGCUACUUUUGAGAAAAUAAUUGAUGCUUUUGAAAGAGGGAUCUAUGUCAGUCCAGAGGAUUAUUCUGAUAUUACAUUGGCUGUUGAUCGAUGUUCUAUGCUGGCAGCAAAGGAAGCUUUGGAAGCUAUCUAUAAUUAUUGGAUGGCUAAACGGAAGAAGAAGCAAUCAGCUCUUGUUCGGGUGUUUCAGUCUUACAAACCAAAAAACCCUGAACAACUUAAUAUUAAAGCGGUCUUGCGUAAGAAGAGAUCAUUUAGACAACGCGUGAGCCAAGCAGGAAGGGGAAAGCAGCUGACUUUUCUGAAAGUUGAAGAGGAAGGAAAUGCCAUCAUUAGAGUUCAAGAGGCCGAAGCAGCUGCAGAGAGGGCUAAACAGGUGGCAAUUGUGAAGCGUCAAAGAGCUCAGCUAUUAAUGGAGGUCGCAGACUUACUAACUUACAAGGCGGCCAUGGCACUUCAAAUUGCAGAAGCUCGAUUAUUAUCUGGAUCAGUAGAUGAUACUAUUGAUGAAAUUUUUUGUCCAGUGAAUAGCUCGGGUUCUACUUGAUGUUUUGAUUUUUACCAACUAAAAGGUGGUCCUUUUUAUAUCGAUAUGAGAGGAAGAGUGAUGCAAGCCUUAUGACCGGUUUUUUACUAGUGGUGUUGGAAGCUUUUGCAUGUUGACCAUGAAAGCUGGUAGUACUGUAAUUGUUGUACAGAUCUUGAUUGCAUGUACAUUCUACAUCAUUAGUACCUUCUUACAAACCAAAUGCUAUAUAAUCGGAGUUUCAGUUUA